UCAGCAGCCGCCUACCACACGCCUUGGUUGUGGUGAGGAUGGUCAUAUCAUCCAAAUAGGCUCUGAUAGGCGGGAGACAAAGACCUGAUUUAAUCUUUUGACCUCCUACCACCCACCUAGAGGCUCAGAUGAAGACCUCCAUAGCCAUUGUAAAAGCAAGAGGUGAGAUGGUACACCCUGCCAUUAUUUCUAUUUCAAGUCGCUGCCAUGCUGUGGUACACUCAGCAGUUGUCAGGCAUGGCUGUAGGUCCUGGAAAUAGGCUUUGACGAGACCAGUUAUGGAAUCCGGGACACUGAAAUAGUGGAAUGCCACCCAGAGGAGAUCACGAGGAACUGACCCAAAGGCAUUUGCUAGGUCCAGGAACACAACAUGGAGAUCUCUUCCACCCUUUUUGGCAGCUUGAAUUUGACUCCAUAUCAUGUUUGUGUGCUCUAGGCACCCCGAGAAGCCUGGAAUCCCUGCUUUUUGCACCGAAGUGUCAAUGUAUUGGUUCCUUUCCAGGUAAAUGGCCAGCCUGUGAGCCACUACACUGAAAAAGAUUUGCCUUCAACAUUGAGAAGGCUGAUUUGGCGAAACUGGCUGAUGUCCACAGAGUCAUUUUCCUUGGAGAUCAGGAUGCCUCCUGCCCUCCGCCAUGCAGUUGGAAUUGCUUGUUUCUGCCACACCACCUUUAUCAGCCUCUAUAGAAAGUGUAAAACCUCUGGAGUUUUCUUAUAGAAUCGGUAUGGAAUUCCAUUGGGCCCAGGAGAGGAUGCAGCUCUUGCUCGUCGCACAAUUCUCUCCACCUCACUCCACUUGGGAGGCAAGAGCUUCCCUGGCUAGAGCAAGAGCUGCCAUGCCAUUUAGUUGUCUGACACUCGGGGAAAAGAAGGAUUACAUUGACCCCUCAGAAAUCAACGACAAAUAUGACCUGGGACAAGUUGUUAAAUCGGAGGAGUUCUGCGAGAUAUUCCGGGCGAAGGACAGGAACACGUUGAAAAUGUACACCUGCAAAAAGUUCAACAAAAAGGAUGGCAGGAAUGUGAGGAAAGCUGCUAAGAAUGAAAUAAUGAUCUUGAAAAUGAUAAAACAUCAUAACAUCUUGCAGCUGGUUGAUGCUUAUGAAACAAAGAAAGAGUACUUCAUUUUUCUGGAGCUAGCCAUGGGCAGAGAGGUUUUUGACUGGAUCUUAGAUCAGGGCUACUACUCGGAGAGAGACACCAGCAAGGUAAUGAGACAGGUGCUGGAGGCCGUGGCCUACCUACACUCCUUGAAAAUUGUCCACAGAAAUCUAAAGCUGGAAAACCUUGUGUACUUUAAUCGCUUGAAACACUCUAAAAUUGUUAUCAGUGACUUCCAGCUGGCAAAACUGGAAAACAGACACAUUAAGGAUCCGUGUGGGACUCCAGAGUACCUUGCUCCAGAGGUUGUUGGUAGGCAGCGAUAUGGAAGACCUGUAGACUGCUGGGCAAUAGGAGUCAUCAUGUACAUACUUUUGUCUGGGAACCCUCCUUUCUACGAUGAUACCGACGAGGAUGACCCCGACAGUCGCGACAAGAACCUUUUCUUAAAGAUCUUGUCGGGAGACUAUGAAUUUGACUCACCAUAUUGGGAUGACAUUUCAGAUUCUGCCAAGAACCUGGUGGCAUCUUUGAUGGAGGUAGACCAAGACCAGAGAUUGACUGCACAGGAGGCGAUUGCUCAUGAAUGGAUUUCAGGGAAUGCUGCCUCGGAUAAGAACAUCAAAGAUGGAGUUUGUGCACAAAUAGAAAAGAACUUUGCUAAAGCCAAGUGGAAGAAAGCUGUCAGAGUGACCACACUCAUGAAGAGGCUUCGUGCAUCCGAGCCUGGGGAUUCUGGAGCUUCCGAUCCCGCUGCCGGUGCUGCCGGUGGUGCCCCUGCCGGUGCCGCCACAGGUCCAACAGGCAGUAGCGGUGGUCUUGCUGCCAGCUUAAAGGCCGCUCUUAGUGCAAAUGCUCCUGACACACAGAAUGAUGCCACACCUGUGCCCACUCAGCCAAGUGCAGACGGACAGGAAGAGAAGGCGGACAAACGGUGCAAUGGCGAUGCUCUUUAGGAAAAGAAGGAAUUAAACACAAGAUUCAACUAACAAGCACAUGAGCAGCACAGCUAAUAUGGUUUGCAUAAUCAUGUGGUGUUAAUGUUCUCUAAAUAUGUCAUGCAUUUCAUGAUUUCUACCUUCUGUACUGACUAGUUGGUAAUGUUCUCUACCCUCUUGUUAUUUUGUGUGCAAGUCCCUUUAAAACUAGCCAUGAGGCGCUCCACUUUUGCUCUAUUUUCCAUGAAAAGCUGUAAAAAAAGGCGUAGUGUAAUUAAUUGACGUCCAUUCCUCUUUAAUCAUCAACUGACUGUAUGUACUGUAUAUGUAGUGUAGAUAAUAUUUAUUUGUUUCAACCAAUGACUAGUGGUAAGCUUCAGCUCUUCCAUUCUUGAGUUGAUGACUUAAAGGUGUAUUUACUUGCACACAGACUAUUUUCCAAAGUGAAUAUUUGAAUUACACGCUCAGUAUAAGUAAACCAAGUCUUUGGUGAGCAGAAACCGCCACAAAAUAUUCGGAAAAUCUUUUUUUCAAGGAGUCGAGGCCCCACCCAUGUAAAUUCCAUCCAUCUAUCCAUUUUCUACCACUUGUUCCUUUCGGGGUCGCGGGGGCUGCUGGAGCCUAUCCCUGCUGCAUUCGGGUGGAAGGCGGGGUACACCCUGGACAAGUCGCCACCCAAUUAAAUAGAUUAAAUCAUUUGUUUAAAACGACUGGUAUCGGCCAUUUACACGUGUGUCUGACUGUAUCACAAAUGUUUGUAAAUUAUUAACAUAUUUCACAGCGGUCACAUAAAUCACAUUCAAGUUGAUUGGCAGCAAGAAAGUUUAUUUUUAUUUUUAGUUAAAGUGCCUUAAUAUUUUUUGCAGUACUAAAUGUUUCAGAAGAAACAGCACCAUUAUUAAAAUGACUUAUUUAUUUCUUUGAAAUGUUAUAGCUUCUUCACUUUGCUCUUCUUUUUAGAGUCUUUAUUAAUGCAUUUUCCCCAUGAUGCUUAAUUUUAGAUGAAAUUAGGAUUUAAUACACUCAAUGUGGAGUAUUGUUUUAGACGUUUUGCUUCUGUAGUGCUGUCAAAUGUUGUUAUCAAUCAUUCCUUAUACUGUAUCACAAUGUACUGUAGAUCUGCAUUGUAUAGAUGUGGUUUGUUUAUGAUUAUAUGUGUAGUGCAACAGUUAGCUGAGCUAACAAGUUGCUACGCUUAAGAAAUA
Messenger RNA from Nerophis lumbriciformis (worm pipefish), 3244 nucleotides. RefSeq names its product caM kinase-like vesicle-associated protein. Gene Ontology annotation, molecular function: ATP binding; protein kinase activity. The record is from RefSeq and is a predicted model, not a curated record. Gene Ontology annotation, biological process: protein phosphorylation. NCBI's taxonomy places the organism in Eukaryota, Metazoa, Chordata, Actinopteri, Syngnathiformes, Syngnathidae.